AUGACCCAGGAGUCUCUCACCAAUGCGGUCCCUUGUUUAGUCAUUAUUCUAUUAAUUGUUACAGAAUUUCAUUACGACCCCGAAUACUUCCGGUUCACCCCGGAAAUGAAAAUGGCCUUCGACGAGUGUGGAUAUAUCCUUGUCAGAGGAGUGCUGAGCGCUUCAGAAGUAAGCAAAGUAAAAAAUGCGGUGGAAAUCUCCAAAGAAAUCCAGGAAAAUGCCUUUGCGAUAGAUGACGGUGAAGGCGGGAAAAGCCGACUGUGUAUCUGGAGUCAUCCCGGAAAUGACAUCACAGGAAUGGUGGCCCGGUGCGAGAAAGUUGCCGGAGUGAGCGAAAAGUUACUUGGGGGAGAGGUCUACCAUUACCACACUAAACUCAUGAUGAAGGAAGCUCACACGGGAGGCAAAUUCGUAUGGCAUCAGGAUUACGGAUACUGGUACAAAAACGGCUUCCUGUUUCCAAACAUGCUGACGGUAUUUAUGCCUGUAGAUGAGUGUAACAGAGAUAACGGUUGUCUUCAGGUUCUGCGGGGGUCUCACAAAUGCGGCCGUAUCGAGCACCUGUUCAUCGGCGGACAGACCGGGGCCGACCUUGAAAGGGUGGAGCAACUGAAGAAAAAGUUACCUUUGGAAUUCGUGGAGAUGAAACCGGGUGACGGCCUGUAUUUCCACAGUAACCUUCUGCACAUGAGCUCCCCCAACAAGAGUCCGAACAGACGCUGGGCGUUCCUCGUGGCCUACAGCAGAGCCGAUAAUGAUGCCGUGUACGAACAUCACCUACCGUUUUGCACGCCAGUACAUGAGGUCCCGAACACGGCUGUGAUAGAUUGUGACGAUGUGGAUAUGUCUGGUAAAGGAUUUAUGGACCCUACUAGAGACAAGACUAUCAAGAGAGAAAGAGACAGUUAAGAAAAGACACAAAAAGGGAAAGAGAAAACUAGGGCGUGACAAAUUCUCGCGGUAUCGAGAGGGAAAGAGACAUAUUAUCGCGGUUAUCAAUAGGGAAAGAGACAUAUUCUCGCGGUUAUCAAGAGGGAAAGAGACAGUUAGGACGUGACAUAUAGUCACGGUUAUCUCACGUGUUUUAACGA
This is a messenger RNA of Liolophura sinensis, 1091 nucleotides long. Its product is annotated as L-proline trans-4-hydroxylase-like. The record is from RefSeq and is a predicted model, not a curated record. NCBI's taxonomy places the organism in Eukaryota, Metazoa, Mollusca, Polyplacophora, Chitonida, Chitonidae. The coding region runs from base 1 to 909 and encodes 302 amino acids. The transcript is spliced from 9 exons.